Molecule: messenger RNA, 2801 nt
Organism: Nematostella vectensis (starlet sea anemone)
Lineage: Eukaryota; Metazoa; Cnidaria; Anthozoa; Actiniaria; Edwardsiidae
Product: low-density lipoprotein receptor-related protein 8
Exons: 10
Coding region: 126-2549 (807 amino acids)
Molecular function (GO): carbohydrate binding
Source: RefSeq, a predicted model, not a curated record
UUCACUGUCUCAACAGGAACAUAAACACAAGAUAAUACGUAAAUAGCACAGGCCAAAACGCGCUGAAAUACCUAAUUUUCCCUUUUCGUCCUGUAAGAAGCGGCCAAGCUCCCUCACUAGAAAGAAUGAAGAAUUCUGCCUUGCUUUUGAUUGGAUUUGCGUGGAUGAUCACCCCAGCAGAGUCGCGGAGUAGGUGCUAUAGCUGUACAAGUUCUGUAUCAUGGGAUGACUGCGAACGCAAGCAAAUGAGGCGCGGGUGCCCUGUGGAUUCCGACGUAUGCGUGACAGCCUCAGUCCGAGUGACGUCAGAUAACCGUGAUGUAACGGCAUACUUCAAAACUUGCACUACGCGUGACAGGUGUAACGCAAGUUCUGUUGCAGCAUGUAACGUGGAAGGGACUGACAAGUCGGUUGAAUGCAGUAUCCAUUGUUGCUAUGGGCUCUACUGCAAUUUCAAAUAUGAGGAGGUCACAACUGAAAAUUCGCAAUCCUUCAAAAGAGCCGAAUUAGCGUUCCCCUGUCGUCCACCAUGUCUAAUCUACAGCACCGACACUGACAUCCGGGGUCUUGAGCUGCUCACACCAUCCGGGAUCACGGCGCGUCACGCAAUAGGCCUGUCACGCCGUGGCCCCGUUGUGGGGUUUCAAGGUCAGAAGAAAAUCCGCGCGCUCGACGUGCACGUGGAGAAAAUGCUGGUUUUCUGGAGUGACGUCGGAGACAAGGUGAUCAAAAGAGGUAAUCUCAUUACUGGUGAGGUUGUUACGGUGGUCUCUGACGUGCAAGCCCAACACGAUGGGGUCGCUGUGGACUGGGCCACAGGCCUCCUCUACUGGACAAAUAGAGACAAAAAGGCGAUAGAGGUCGCGAAGCUUGAUGGAAGUUUUAGGAAGACUUUGAUAAAAGACAACCUUGUCGGCCCGAAAGGCAUUGUGGUAGACCCACGAACAGGCCUUAUGUUCUGGACAGACAAGGGGACACCAAAGAUUGAACGCGCCACCCUAGCCGGUCGUGACCGCAUCAGCCUCGUUACCACGGCCCUGAAACGCCCAGAGGGGCUGGUCAAUGACUACGCCUCCAACCGUCUGUACUGGUGCGACCCUAUCCUAGAUUACAUCGAGUCUAUUGACUAUGACGGGGGAAAUCGGCGAGUGCUGUACAAGAACGGGGUACACCCUUUCGAUAUGGCCAUAUAUGGGCAUAUGCUUAUCUGGAGUGACCUGGGGAUUAAUACCGUCGAGCGCGUGGACAUGAGGACUGGGGUCAAGCUUAGUACACUGGUUACUUUAAAGGAUAACUGGGCGACCGGGAUCGCUGUGUUACACUUAUCGAGGCAGCCAAUUGUGGCCUCUCCCUGUGGCGACAACAAUGGCGGCUGCAGUCAUUUAUGCUUACCGAAUGGUGACGCCAAAUACAUCUGCGCAUGUCCAGAUGGGGACUCGAUAUCUGCUGACCAGAAAAACUGCAACUCAGUUGCUCCAUCCGUGAAUCCAAGAAAAACUACAAUCGCGACCACUACGAGCUCACCAACACAAACAACAACAAAAGCUGCAGCAUCUACUAAAACUCAGUCCCAAACUCCUACAACUGCCAAGACUCAGGCUCCAUCUACCACGAUGUCCACCGAGUCUCCCUCCACCACAAUGUCUGCCGAGUCUCCCUCCACCACAAUGUCGACCGAGUCUCCCUCCACCACAAUGUCCACCGAGUCUCCCUCCACCACAAUGUCUACCGAGUCUCCCUCCACCACAAUGUCGACCGAGUCUCCCUCCACCACAAUGUCUACCGAGUCUCCCUCCACCACAAUGUCGACCGAGUCUCCCUCCACCACAAUGUCGACCGAGUCUUCCUCCACUAAAAUAUCGACCGGGUCUCCCUCCACCAGAAUGUCGACCGAGUCUCCCUUCACUACAAUGUCGACCGGGUCUCCUUCCACCAGAAUGUCGACCGAGUCUCCCACCACUACAAUGUCGACCGAGUCUCCCACUACCACAAUGUCGACAGAGUCUCCCUCCACCACAAUAUCGUCGGAGUCUCCCUCUUCAACAAUGUCGACCGAGUCUCCCUCCACUACAAUGUCGACCGAGUCUCCCUUCAGCAGAAUGUCGACCGAGUCUCCCACCACCACAAUGUCGACCGAGUCUUCCUCCACUAAAAUAUCGACCGGGUCUCCCUCCACCAGAAUGUCGACCGAGUCUCCUUCCACUACAAUGUCGACCGAGUCUCCUUCCACUACAAUGUCGACCGAGUCUCCUACACCAGCCUUUCCAGGUACAUUCCAUUUGUGUGAGCAUAGCAGUGCGACAUUGUCGUGUGAUCAGGGAAAACGACUGUCCAUUAUCUCAGCCAACUACGGUCGCACCUUUGACCAGCGGAUUUGCCCACACUAUGCCAUGCGCACAACGCACUGCCAAUCUGCGUACGCUAGGGAUGUCAUUCACUGCGCAUGUCACAGUAGACGCUCGUGUCGUUUGUACGCGAAGAAUGAAGUGUAUGGAGAUCCAUGUCCGGGGACUUUUAAGUACAUCGAAGUCAGAUAUUCAUGUGUGUAGGGUUGCGGGACCUUCAAGGCCUUUACCAGGAGAUCUGUACAAUACAUCACAGCCCUAAAGGCCCUUAGCUAAUAAGGCAUUACUUUCGAUAGAAAUGGAUAACUACAUACAACUACAUGUACAAGUAUAUAAAUUUCUUAUUCUGAUACAAGUGGACUGGUGCCUGAAAGACGUUUUAUCUUUUACACUCUGUACUGAUAGAAAGAAGAUCAAUAAAUUAUUACAUCUGAUAAGUCUAUCAGGAAGAUAAAA